GCGCACUCAGCCAGUCGCCGCGCAGACCCUGCGGACGUGCGCUUGCUGCCCUCGCGGCGCCUUGAGGUGCGCGGCUGCCGGGCCCUAGCCGGCUCCAGGUGUCUUCUAGGAGAAAACAGUAAAUAGCAUAUAUGUUGGCUGUUUGCCAAAUCAGCUGAUGAAAGAACCCUGAGUUUCUGACAUCUAUGGAGUUUAAGAACACUAUGGAGCUUGUCAGAGUGUGUUACUGAAGAACAUGAUGGAUGAAAACAAUUUUGAAAUGCUUGAGAUUCAGCAGUGUGUAGAAGCCAACAAAGUGCCUAGAAAUAGGCCGUAUAUUUGCAAUAUUUGCUUCAAGCACUUUGAAACACCAUCAAAAUUGGCUCGACAUUAUCUCAUUCAUACUGGUCAAAAACCAUUUGAAUGUGAUGUUUGUCAUAAAACAUUUAGACAACUAGUUCAUCUGGAGAGGCAUCAGCUAACUCAUAAUCUGCCUUUUAAAUGUAGUAUUUGUCAACGCCACUUUAAAAAUCUGAAGACGUUUGUGAAGCACCAGCAGCUUCACAAUGAAACCUAUCAGAAUGAUGUUAAGCAGGUCAGAAGAUUGCUGGAGGCCAAGCAAGAAAAGCCAGUGUAUGGAGUAUAUAACACUUUUACCAGCGAGGAGAGAUGGGCAUUACACCCGUGCUCUAAGCCUGAUCCCACAUACAGCACAACGAAGAGAAGAAAGAGUAUUCAUGCAUGUACAAUCUGUGGCAAGAUGUUUCCGUCACAAUCAAAACUUGAUAGGCAUGCACUUAUUCAUACUGGUCAGAAGCCUUUUAAAUGUGUCCUGUGCAGUAAAUCUUUCCGACAGUCAACUCAUUUAAAAAUUCACCAACUCACACAUUCAGAAGAAAGACCUUUUCAAUGUUGUUUUUGUCAAAAAGGAUUUAAGAUUCAAAGCAAACUUCUGAAGCAUAAACAAAUCCAUACUAAAAAUAAGACUUUUCAGACUCUUUCAUUAAAGGUGAAGAGUCCAGAAUCAUGCUCCCUGCCUAAUAAAUUAAAUACAAAGCAAGAUGGUUUUGAAAAUGGCGAUAUGGGUGAAUCUGAGAAUAAUCCACUUGAUGUCCACUCUAUUUAUAUUGUCCCUUUUCAGUGUUCAGAGUGUGAAGAAUGUUUUGAAUCAGAGCAGAUUCUCAAUGGACACAAGUGUUUUCCUGCCAGAGGUGGCAAAAUUCCAAGGAGGCUCAAAAGAAGCUACAACUAUAAAACCAUUGUUAAAAAAAUCUUGGCCAAGCUUAAACGUGCUGGGGGUAAAAAAUUAGAUAACUUUCGAACGGAGAAAAAAGUAUUUAAAAAUAGUUUCUUGAAAAAUAGUGAUCUAAUUUCUGGUGAGCAGAACUCUGAACAAACCCAGAGAACAUUUGUGGGUUCUCUUGGCAAACAUGGAACAUUUAAAACAGUUGGUAAUAGAAAGAAGAAAAUGUUGACUUUGCCAUUUUCUUGGCAAAAGCAAUUCCAGAGCCAAAAUACGGGGAAAAAUUUGAAAGAUGUCCUUAUGACAGAAAGCAUAUUAACUAGGGAUAGUUCAGUGAAUAAUAAAGACUUGUCUAUCUAUGGCUCAUCAGGUGAGGAACUCUUUAAUAACUGUGAAGUACUUCAGUGUGACUUUUCAGUUCCAAGCGAAAACAUACAUAAUGGACAUAAGAUGUUUCCUUGUGAUAAAUGUGAGAAAGUAUUUCCUUCUGUAUCCAAACUACAAAGACACUAUUUAAUUCAUACUGGACAGAGGCCUUUUGCCUGUAGUGAUUGUGGGAAGUCUUUUAGACAGUCAGCUCACUUAAAAAGACAUAAAGAAACACAUAUUGAAAAGGGUGCUUAUAGUUCUCUUUACCAAAUAGAUUUUGAAAAUAUGAACAAAUUUCUUCACUCAGGUGAUAAUGUUAGCUAUAAUGCUUCCCAACAGUGUCAGGCUCUUGGUUUUCAAAAAUAUGAGGUUUCAGAGUCAGGUCAGAUGUCUGAAAAAGAAGUUAAGGCAGAAUCACAGGAUUUCAUUCUUGGUACCCAUUGUAGGAACAAACAACCCUAUCUCUCUAAUGCACUUUUGGAAUCAGAGCAGAGCCACCAUUGUUAUAGUUAUUCAGGGCAGCCUGAGAAAAAUGAUGGCCUUCUUUACCCAUGCAGUGUUUGUUGUAAAAGUUUCCGAUCUCCAUCUAAACUGGAAAGACAUUAUCUAAUUCAUGCAGGUCAGAAACCAUUUGAAUGCUCAGUUUGUGGCAAAACAUUCAGACAGGCUCCUCACUGGAAGAGACAUCAACUUACUCACUUUAAAGAACGACCACAAGAGAAAAUAGCUGUCUUAGAUUCAGUUAUGUAACUGAAAACCAUCAACAUGCUUGUCUCUGGUCAUCUUUUAAAACAUUUUUAUCUAAAGACCUGCAUUUUGAAUGAUUGCAUAUGCAGUUGCUUGUCCUAUGUGUAAGGAGACAAGAUACAUAGAAAAUUAAUACCAUGUUUUAGGAAGUCAAAUUAAUUUUUAAAAGGAAGAACAUGAUUUAAUGCCAUAAAAUAAGCAUUUAUUUUAAUACUAUAAGCAUACUUUGGCUGUAUUGGAAGUUAUAAAUCCAUGUUACACAAACAGCCUUAUUUUUGAAAGGAAUUAUUCCUUGAGACAUGCCAUCUCCUUUAAUAUAUAUAUGUAUCUGCUCAAAAGACUGAGGCAAAAAUGGCCUUUUAGCUGGAGCAAAUAGUGCCCCUAUAUUUUAUUUUACAUGAUAGCAUAAUUUUGUCCACCUGUAGUUCGAAUUUUAUUGGAAAACAUUUUUCUUAGAGAUAAUAAAUGUAAAAAUGGAUGAAAAAAUUACAGCAUUAUUUUCGUAAAUCUCAAAGAUUAGGACUGUGAUUGUUUCACAUCCUUUUCCUCAGGUGAGGAUUCUUUUUUUUUUUUUUUUUUUUGUCCUUACUGCUAUCGUCUUCCCCCAAAGAACUUAAAAAAUAUGAGAGAGGCUAGGCUAUAUCCACAUUUAUCAUAAUUAUUCACCAGGAAUAUUUUCCAAAUGCCAUGAUUUUUUAAAAAUAUGUACACAGUUUUAUCUUUUCAGAGGAAUAAAUGCAUUUCAUCUC
Molecule: messenger RNA, 3087 nt
Organism: Sciurus carolinensis (gray squirrel)
Lineage: Eukaryota; Metazoa; Chordata; Mammalia; Rodentia; Sciuridae
Gene: Znf770
Product: zinc finger protein 770
Exons: 3
Coding region: 236-2341 (701 amino acids)
Biological process (GO): regulation of transcription by RNA polymerase II
Cellular component (GO): nucleus
Molecular function (GO): sequence-specific DNA binding; DNA-binding transcription factor activity, RNA polymerase II-specific
Source: RefSeq, a predicted model, not a curated record